UCUGAACAUACACACAGACACAGACACACUCUGUGACGAUUCCGAGAUCUUCUGCCAGGUCUAGAAUCAUCUACUGGGCCCAGGAUUAUGGAGCGAAAACUGGAUUUGUCUCGUCUGACGGACGAAGAAGCCAAACAUGUGUGGGAGGUUAUUCAACGAGACUUCAAUCUGAGGAAGAAAGAGGAGGAAAGACUUGGCGACCUGAAGACUAAGAUUGAGAAGGAGGACACGAAGCAGGAGCUGCUGGUUACUGAGACUCAACUCUCAGACUCGUUGUGCAUUCGCUGCCUGCAGCCAUUUAAGUUCCUUCUCAACAGCAGACGUCAGUGUCUGGAUUGUCACAUGUUCACCUGCAAAUCCUGCAGCCGUUACAACAAGAAGGAACACGGCUGGGUGUGUGACAACUGUCGCAUGACCAGAGUCCUGAAGAUCGGUACUGCAGGCUGGUACCAUGAUAAUGUCCGGAACCGAUUCAAACGCUUUGGUAGUGCAAAGGUCAUGAGAUCGUUGUACAAGAGGCUGAAUGGAGAAGGUCACGAUGAUGACACUCAGAGUAUGCCUGAUGUACAAAAUUACAUGUACAACACCAAUGAUGACGACCAUGGAGAUGGAGAGGGUCAGAGAUAUAAAAUGAUGAGGAAGAAUAAACGUCUUCUGUCUGUCCACCCUCUGGACUUUGACUUUGAAGAGUACGCUCCACACUCUCGGCGAGCGUCCAUUCAGAUGCAGGAGGAACGCUUUUACAGGAACGAAAUGGAUUUCGACCCAUAUAAUCCUCGCACCAACCGCAGGAAGAGUCUGGAUCGCUAUGCUAUGAGGCCUGAGGAAUUGUUUGACAACCGGAUGGUCCAGACUCGCUCUCUAUCAAAGAUCAGCUCCUCGGUGGCUCGUCAACAGUACGUUGACACAUCUGAUGAGGAUGAAUUCCAGAGGUUCCCGCCGGGUUACCAGCAUGUGCCACCUUCACACCGCCGCAGGAACAGCCGAACACUGUCUCAGGAGAACCUCGGCCAAGCCCCACCCAUUAACGAUUUAAACAAACGUAUGUUAGCCAUUGAAAACCUGCUGAGUCGGCUGGAGGAGAAGAUGGUACCAGACGAAGAGGUGUCCACACCGUCAGGUCAAAAUGAAGAAGAAAAGCUGAGGAGGAAACUAAGUGAGUUGGCAGGACACCUGAGUGAAAAGGGCGGUUCAUCUGAUGAAGAGGUUGGGAAGAAGAUUCUGAACCAGGGGAAAAGUGGGGCUAAUGUCCGUGGGGGUGCAACGGUCAAGCUGCACUCAAAAAAAGACAAAGACCUGAGCUCUUCCAGUGAUGAACUGCCGACUGAGUCCCAAAAGAGAUCCACGGCUGCCGCGCUCUGCGACCUCACAACUCAGGUUCUGCGAACACUUAAUGCCACAGAAACAGCCAUGGUCCAGUAUGGCCUCACUGCGCCCGUUGACCACGCCCACUUAGCAGGAGGUGACGUAAAGCAAGUCGAUGAUGCGUUCAGAGAACUCGAGGAAAAUGUCUACGUCACAGCCGGUCAGUCCUAUGACUUGGAGGCCAAACUGAGAAAACUGGAGCAGAAUGCCAAGAACCGAUUUGGAGGAACUACAGACUCGGAACUUUCGGAGCUGGAGGAUGUAGUCGCGCUGACUGCUGCCAGAGUCCAGAGCGCUGAAAGCGAGGUUUCUGACAUUGAGAGUAAGAUUGCGGCUCUCAGCGUUGGAGGAUCCAAGAAGAAGACACCUUCUUCACACCAAAGAAAGAAGUCCUCACAAGAUGUAUCAAAAAGUAAUGGAGCUCAGUGGAGACCCAACAACGCCUGAUAGAACCAUUACAUGGAGAAUCAGAACCUUGACCACCACAGAAGAACGAAGGAACCAAAAGAACCAGAAAAUAGAAAAGAACUUGAGAACCAAACAAUUUAAAAUUAGAAUGAAGAACCCAUGAACUGGAGAACCUGAAACAUAAAAAUCAGAAAACCUAAAACUGAAAACCAGUCAUCAAGAAACCACAACGUAAAACCUCAAACCUUACAAAAAACAAACAAACAAACAAAAAAAAAAACCAUAAUUCUAAGAACCAAUUAAUCAGAUAUGUAGAAAACACGGCAGAUCAUAAAAGUGGAAAACUGAGCUCAGGAAACCCUUAAAUAAGAUAAAACAAAACCUAAACACCAGAACCUAAACCCUAUGAACAUCCUAAAAAGAGGUAACAGGAAAUGCCACAGAAAAGUAGCCAAAAGCAAAAAAAGAACAACACAAA
Messenger RNA from Cynoglossus semilaevis (tongue sole), 2251 nucleotides. RefSeq names its product melanophilin a (gene mlpha). The transcript is spliced from 16 exons. Bases 88 to 1812 code for a protein of 574 amino acids. Gene Ontology annotation, molecular function: myosin binding; actin binding; small GTPase binding. The record is from RefSeq and is a predicted model, not a curated record. Gene Ontology annotation, cellular component: cortical actin cytoskeleton. Gene Ontology annotation, biological process: intracellular protein transport. NCBI's taxonomy places the organism in Eukaryota, Metazoa, Chordata, Actinopteri, Pleuronectiformes, Cynoglossidae.